Messenger RNA from Staurois parvus, 323 nucleotides. Lineage: Eukaryota; Metazoa; Chordata; Amphibia; Anura; Ranidae. The record is from the annotation of a GenBank genome assembly.
CAGGUGUUCCAAUCCCCUACAUAUCAUGUGAUUCAGGUGCUCCAAUCCCCUCCAUAUCAUGUGAUUCAGGUGUUCCAAUCCCCUCCAUAUCAUGGGAUUCAGGUGCUCCAAUCCCCUCCAUAUCAUGUGAUUCAGGUGCUCCAAUCCCCUCCAUAUCAUGUGAUUCAGGUGUUCCAAUCCCCUCCAUAUCAUGUGAUUCAGGUGCUCCAAUCCCCUCCAUAUCAUGUGAUUCCGGUGUUUCAAUCCCCUCCAUAUCAUAGUCAAUAGCUAAAGACCUCCAAACUUGGUGUGGCCUUCAGAUGAGCCCAACAACAGAGUGUAGA